Scomber scombrus (Atlantic mackerel) is the source of this 5693-nucleotide messenger RNA. It is a transcript of the gene myom1b, whose product is annotated as myomesin 1b. The record is from RefSeq and is a predicted model, not a curated record. NCBI's taxonomy places the organism in Eukaryota, Metazoa, Chordata, Actinopteri, Scombriformes, Scombridae. Bases 1 to 4449 code for a protein of 1482 amino acids. The transcript is spliced from 37 exons. Gene Ontology annotation, molecular function: protein binding.
AUGUCUGGAUCGAUCUACCAGAGGCAACAUCGCCACUAUGACCGUGGCUACCAUAGCAAGGAGUCCCAGGCCUCUUUGAGCCAGUACCAGUCCAGCAGCAGAUACGCUGCUGCCAGCAGCACCUCCGCCACCAGCAGGAGCAGGGGACUGAAAUUGUCUACACACUCUGGGCUGGAAGAGAGCAGAGUGAGCCCUUUACCCAAGAGAUCAAAGCCAUCUUACUUGGCUGUGGAUAAAGACAACCAAAUCAUCGGCUAUGUAGUGCCGAUCUUCAGGGGCAGUCAAGAGUUUGCAUCAGGAUUAUCGGACACAGAAGAGAAAAGGUUGAGGGAAAGUACCGCAUACAUGGCCCGCAGGGAUCUGUUCAGCACUGGUGUGGCGAUGGAGAGGUCAGAGCAUUUCUCCAGGAAGGAGACCAUGCGUGAGACGGCCGAACGCAUCUCUCUGAACAAAAGGAUCCAUGAACACGGGGAACACUUCAAGCGUAUGAACGAAGACAGCCUAAUGCACGCUCCGGAUUUUGUGAUUAAACCUCGCUCCCACACCGUGUGGGAGAACCAGUGUGUGCGGCUGCAUUGCACCGUCAGCGGCUGGCCUGACCCACGGGCCGUCUGGUACAAAAACAAUGUGGCAAUUGACCCCCUUGCCAGCCCUGGCAAGUAUAAACUUGAGAGCAGAUACAACGUGCACUCACUGGAGAUUAACAGAUGUGAUUUCGAUGACACGGCGCAGUAUCGCGUCUCUGCUAUGAACACCCAGGGAGAGCUGUCUGCUUUCGCCUCCGUCGUUGUGAAGAGGUUCAAAGGUGAAGUUGAGGAGUCCCUGCCAGUCCCCCGACAUGGCCCAGUGUCUGAGUACGGCAUCACCUUCAAGACUCACAUUGUCGAUACCUUCGGCGUAUCCUUUGGAAGAGAGGGAGAGACCAUGAGUCUUGGAUGUACGGUCAUCAUUUACCCCCACCUGAGCCGCUACCAGCCAGAGAUCCAGUGGUACAGAGAUCAUGUUCUGCUUACUGAUUCUAAGUGGAGCCGGAUGCACUGGAGUGGAGACCGAGCCACACUGACGCUCACACACUUGAACAAAGAGGAUGAGGGCCUCUACACCCUGCGUGUCACCACCAAGUCUGGAUAUGAAACCUACUCCGCCUACGUCUUUGUCAGAGACACUGAUGCUGAGGUGGAAGGAGCUCCAGGUGCUCCUCUCGAUGUGUGCUGUCUGGAUUCAAACAAGGAUUACAUUAUAGUCAGCUGGAAGCAGCCAGCUGUGGAUGGUGGAAACUCUAUCCUGGGUUACUUUGUGGACAGAUGUGAGGUUGGAACCACCCACUGGAUCCAGUGCAAUGACACUCCCAUCAAGUUUGCCCGUUUCCCCGUCACCGGCUUGGUUGAAGGCCGUUCUUACUACCUGCGCGUGCGUGCCGUCAACAAGUGUGGCAUGAGCCGUCCAUCCCGUAUGUCCGAGCCCGUAGCUGCCAUGGACCCGGCCGACCGCGCACGCAUGAGAGGUACGUCUGCUCCCUGGACCGGACAGAUCAUCGUCACAGAGGAAGAACCUUCAGAGGGCAUCGUUCCCGGCAGACCUCUUGAACUGCAGGUCACAGAGGCAACCAAGAACUACGUGGUGCUCAGCUGGAAACCACCUGGAGAGAAAGUCCUGGAGGGAGUCAUGUACUACGUGGAAAAGUGUGUGUCCGGCACAGACAGCUGGCAGAGGGUGAACACAGAGAUCCCGGUCAGAUCUCCUCGUUUCGCUCUGUUCGAUCUCGCCGAGGGGAAAUCCUACAGCUUCCGCGUCCGAUGCUGCAACUCUGCCGGCGUCGGCGAGCCCUCCGACCCCACCGAGACCACCACAGUCGGCGACAAGCUCGAUACCCCAUCUGCCCCAAGCAAAGUUAUCCCCACUAGAAACACGGACACAUCAGUGGUGGUGUCUUGGCAGGCGUCUCAUGAUGCCAAAGAGCUGGUGGGAUACUACAUUGAGUCCAGUAUUGUGGGCAGCAACGCCUGGGUGCCGUGCAACAACAAACCCGUAAAAGCUACCAGGUUCAUCUGCCACGGACUGAUGACAGGAGAGACCUGCGUGUUCAGGGUGAGAGCCGUUAACGCUGCGGGACUCAGCCAGUUCUCUGAGGAGUCUGAGCCGGUUGAGGUGAAAGCUGCGAUUGCCUCUCCUACUCCACCCUAUGGCAUCAGUGUGCUGGAGUGCGUUCGUGACGCCAUGACGCUGGCCUGGAAACAGCCAACCUUCAUCGGCGGCGCUGACAUCACCGGAUACUUCGUGGAUUACCGUGAGGUCAUCGAUGGCGUGCCGGGGAAGUGGCACGAGGCCAACAUCAAGUCUGUCAGUGACAGGGCCUACAGGGUGACCGACCUGAAGGAGAACAAGAAGUAUCAGUUCCAGGUGCGAGCAGCCAACAUGGCAGGUGUCGGCAUCCCGUCGCUGCCCAGUGACACCUUCCUGUGUGAGGAGUGGACCAUCGCCGUGCCAGGACCUCCCUACGAUCUCCAGAUUAGAGAGGUGCGUAGCGACUCUCUGGUGUUGCUGUGGAAAGCACCCGUGUACCAGGGCCGCGACCCGGUCAACGGGGCCUACGUUGACAUCAAGGAGGCGGACGCACCGGAGGAGGCGUGGAGAGGCGUCAACACCAAAGCCGUGGAGAAGACGUUCCUCAAGAUUAAGAAUCUAAAGGAAGGAGAGACGUAUGUGUUCAGGGUGCGCGCUCAGAAUAAAGCCGGCGUUGGAAGAGCCUCAGAAGUCACAGAUCCGGUCCACGCUGAGACCAAACCAGGCACCACUGAGAUCGUUGUGGAUGUUGAUGAUGAUGGCGUCAUCUCCCUGAACUUCGCGUGCGCCGAGCUGAACGCCGACUCCAAAUUCGUGUGGUCCAAGGAUUACGAGGAACUCACAGAUGAAACUCGUUUGACUGUUGAGACCAAAGGAAACCUGUCCAAAGCCAUUUUCAACACUCCUGCAGAGGAGGACAUUGGCAUUUACUCAUGUUUUGUCACCCACACCGAUGGCGUUUCAGCCAGCUACACUCUCUCCGAGGAAGAGUUGAAGAAGCUGCUGGAGAUCAGCCAUGACCACAAAUUCCCCAUUAUUCCUCUGAAGUCAGAGUUGGCUGUGGAGCUGAUGGAGAAGGGCAGAGUUCGCUUCUGGCUGCAGGCGGAGAAGAUAUCAGCUAACGGCAAAGUGGAAUAUGUGUUCAAUGACAACGUCCUCUCACAGGGGGAGAAAUACAAGAUGAACUUUGACAAGAACACUGGCGUGAUUGAGAUGAUUAUGGAGGCUCUGACUCCGCAGGAUGAGGGCACGUUCACCUUCCAGAUGCAGGAUGGCAAAGCUACCAACCAGUCCAGCUUGGUUCUGAUAGGAGACGUUUUCCAUCAGCUGCAGAAGGAAUCCGAGUUCCAGAGGAAGGAGUGGUUCAGAAAACAAGGUCCUCACUUUGUCGAGUAUUUGAGCUGGGAGGUGACACCCGAAUGUUGUGUUGUACUGAAAUGCAAGGUUGGCAACAUGAAGAAGGAGACCUCAGCCCUGUGGUACAAAGACGGACGUGAGGUCAAAGCAGAGGAGCACCUGGGCUUCACUGAGGGAGUGCUGAAACUGGAAAUAGCUCAGCACCAACCCGCCGCAGACAGAGCGGACGACACCAUGUGGAGAAGAAUAAAAAUUUCCAAGAAGGACGCCGGCGUGUACGAGGUUAUCCUGAAGGACGACAGAGGAAAGGACACGUCUACGUUGAGUCUGAUAGAUCAAGAUUUCAGAGACUUGAUGAAUGAAGUUUUCCAUGUCAUCGCUAAGUCCUCCACACCACUGAAGAUCACAAGCACAGCUGAAGGCAUUCGACUCUACACUUUUGUCAACUACUAUAAUGAUUUGCUCCAAGUCACAUGGCAGUACAAGGACUCAGCCAUCGCCUUCUCCGACCGUGUGAAGAGCGGCGUGGUGGGAGAGCAGCUGUGGCUCCAGAUCACAGAGCCCACAGAGAAAGACCGGGGCAAGUACGGCAUCGAGUUCCACGAUGGAAAAGGAAACCUGGUUAGGUCCGUCGAGCUGUCUGGUCAAGCGUAUGACGACGCUUAUGCAGAAUUCCAGAGACUGAAGGCUGCUGCUAUUGCAGAAAGAAACCGUGCUCGAGUAGCAGGAGGUCUGCCUGAUGUGGUCACCAUCCAGGAGGGCAAGGCCCUCAAUCUCACCUGCAACAUCUCAGGCGACCCCGUGCCGGAGGUCACCUGGCUGAAGAACGACAGGGAGAUCGCAUCCGACGAUCACUGCAUCCUCAAGUUCGAGUCGGGCAAGUUCGCCAGCUUUACCAUCACCGGUGUGAACACCGCGGACUCUGGCAAGUACAGCAUCCUGGUGAAGAACAAGUACGGCACGGAGAGCGGAGACUUCACCGUAAGUGUCUUCAUCCCCGAAGAGAUGCACAGCGGCAAGAAAAAAUAAAAGCGGUCCAAAUCUUGUCGUAAAUAUGUGUAAAUUUAAAAAAAACAAACACUGGAAAAAACAGUUGAAAAAAAAAAGGGUUUGAGGAUGUGUUAGGAUGUUUUUUGUGUAGGAAUAAAUUAAAUCAAGAGGUGCUGAAGAACAAUAUGAACUCAAAACAGUUCAGAGAGGAAUCCAAACUGUGGUUUAAGAGUUGUAACUUUGGAGAUAUAAAUGGAAAUCUAUACAGUAUAUGUGCACAUUUGGUCCAAAAUAAUGAUACCACACUCUAAAAUAUCACUGGUGCAAAUUUAAAUUGUGUUUGUGUAAAGUUACAGCAUGCAAAGAGGCAAAUGUUGGCAAAAAAAGGCAGAAAUAAUAGUUAAAGUUAUGUAAUUUAGUGUAGAUAGGAUGCAACUCUCAGUCAAAGAAAGAGAAAGAUGUCUAUUAAAAAGCCGUAUGGAUGUUUAUUUGCAUGUUUUAUCUCAUUUUUUACAAAUUGUGCAGACUUCACUGAUUUCCAAAAGCACUCAACAGCUUUUAGAUUCGUUUUUUCUGCAUUUUCAGCAUCAAUUUGUUUUAUUUCACUUCAUUAAAAUAAAAAAAAAAUUUUUUGGAGGUGCUGAAAACUGCAGUAGGUCAUCAUUAAUAGUGAUUAGUCAUCUUAAUCCUUUUUGGUUAAGUCGUUAUUGUUGCAUGUAAAUCCUUCAGAGAUGGUGCGUUCGAGUGCAUGUAGGAAACUAGAGCAUCAAGAGGGUUUAUAGUCUUUUCAUGCAACAAAAUAGCUUAAAUCAAAGGAGGCAAAGUUUUUCUAGAAGUCACAUGAGCCGAUCUAAAAAUCUGGAGUUCUGCUUUUGGGAAAUAAAACAGAGGAAGUGUGCACAAUGUGUAGAAAAUGAGGUGAAACGUGCUCCCUUAGUGCAAUGCAAUGUCCUGUUUUUAUUGUUUUAAUGUUGUGAUCAUGACAUCACCUCCACUGUCUCCCUGUCUGUAGUUAAGAUCACACUGUCUAGUCAUUAUUAUCAAUGUAAUUCACCAUUGUUAAGCCUCCCCUUCCUCCCUGUCACAGUCCCUCAUUAAUGAUUAUGAUGUUGUUGUGAUGAUGAUGAUGAUAGUGAUGUCACUGCAACGAAAGACUGUUAAGAUCACUGUUAAAUCAGUCGUGGUUAUCGCAUCACUUCCUUGUUCCCCUGUUUCUUGAUGACACUAAUAAAAAAGAAACGAGCAUGUACUUCCCCCACUUCCUGCUCCUCCUCCUCCUUCUU